GCAGCAGACCGCCAUUUUGUUUGUAAAGCCGAGCCCCGUAGCGCAUAGCGUCCUGUAGGAAACCGAUAACCUCAAAAUUAUAUCUUAAUUAAUUGUAAUGAAAAGUUAUAGAAUUUAAGCAAAUGAACUGAUUGAGAAUUGAAUUAUAACUGAGUGAUUAAUUAUUGUACAAUAAAAGCUCCAUCAUGGAAGGCCCAAAUCGUGGAUUCCGAGGUGGCGGACGCGGUGGUCCUCGCGGUCGUGGUGGUUUUGAGAUGCGUGGAAGGGGGGGCGGACCUGGCAUGCGAGGCCGUGGCGGUGGAGGCCUACCUCCUAGAGGGGGUGGUCCACCUCGUGGAGGACCACGUGGUUUCCGAGGAGGACCAAUGCGCGGUGGUGGGGCCGAAAGAGGCGGUAGAUUCCCUCCAGGGCCUCAGGGACCGGGCCCUCAUCCUGUACCUACAAUAGAAUCUCGAGGACCUCCACAAAGAGGAGGCUUCAACAACAACAGAGGUGGCCCGGGUGGCAUGCGGGGCAGAGGCGGCCGGGGGAGAGGAGACUUUGGACCUCGCACUGAUAGAGGAGGUCGUGGAGGCAUGCCAAUGAGAGGUCGAGGUGGCAGAGGAGGAGGCCCGCCGCCGACGGGCCCGCAUGGUGCGCCCGCGCCCGCACCCGGCGUCCACAGCGCGCCGCCGCGCCCCGCGCCGCACCCGGCGCCACCCGGCCCGCAAGCCGCGCCCUUCAAGCGAGGCGGAGGACCACCACACGGCGGCCCUGGAGGACCACCGAAACGCGGAAGGUUCGAAGGACCACGCGGCGGCGGUCGGCCAGCGGGUUACCAGCCAGCGGCUGCCCAUAAUGCUCCGCCAGCCAACGGGUACGGACAAUCUGAGCACACCGGGUACCAGCCCUACGAACAACCGCCGGCAGAUCCGUACGCGCCACAGUCAUACGGCUCAAGCACAUAUCAAGGAAACUACUCUCAGACACCAGCGCAGACUGGUUCCACAUACAAUUCCGGCUACGGCUCCAAUUAUGGCUACUCCAGUGGCAGCCAUGGCUAUGAAAAUGAGGGUUAUGGUGGCGCGGGCGACGCGGGCUACGGAGCGGGCGAGGCGGCGUACGGCGCCGCGCCCGCCUACGACUCGUACUCGCAACCCGCCUACAGCUCCUACCAGGCGCCGCAGCCGCAGUACAACAGCUACGGUCCUCAACAACGGCGAUACGACUAGGAACACAAGAUUUAGCGUCGAUAUGUCUCAGGCAUUGAGAGUGGAGUAUGAAACAAUACUUUACGUCUAGAAUAGUAGGAUAAAAACACAACUAUUCAUGUUAAUUUAAUAUCGAAAUCCUUUACUAAUUAAUAUACGUGAUAUUAACAACGUGGUAAAAAACAAAAAUUUUGACCAUAAUAAUAUUAUAUAGUGGCAAAAUCUCCAAGUUGGUACCACAUUUAGUACUUUCCUCUAAAUGUUUAAAUUAGACAAAAAUAUACUUAGUUUUUAGUGAAGUGGGGAUCAAAUUCCAUUUUACCACAUAUGUACCUAGAUUGAGGCUACCAACUUAUUACCCGACUACGGCAAAGCCGAAAGGAAGGAUUACGAUUUUUUAUAUUUAGUGUUUAUGACCCCAGAUUAUUUAUUUAAAAAAAAAAUAACUCAGAAAAUUUAGUACGAAAAGAAUAGAUAUAAAGUUAGAUAUAUAGUUUGUUGAAAAUUCUUGUAUGGAAAGCUAUACAAACAACAUAAUAUGUAGGUAUGUGAAAAUUUAUAAGAAGUGCACACAGAGUGCAUAAGAGUAUAUACAGAUUAUGGUACUUAUUUAAAUAGAACCUCACAUAGAUAUAGAAAAGUAUCACUAUUCACUAUUAUACUAUAUAAAUGCAACUAAUAUAAAGUUUAACAAUGAUGACCACAAAGUAUAAACCAAAGGAAUUUAUAUGUACGAUUUAAUACGAACUACAGGUCUAAGAUCAAUACGCAGAUUGCCCGUUUAAUAUUUUAUUUGUCAUAUGUUUCGUAAUAUUAAUAAAUAAGAAUAGGAAAAUAAAUAAGAAAAGGGCAAAUCAAACCAAAAAAUCUGACAAGGCUAGCAAAAAAUACCCAUAUAAUGCAUACAUGAUGAAUAAAGUGAAAGUGACCAGUACAAUUACUAUUGAUACAAUAAUAAAUAAUAUAGGAAAAAAUAUGUAAAUUAUAAUGUGUGAAUUUGUAAAACACAAUAUAUUUGUGAAUUUCCAAAAACUUGCAACCUUAUGUCUAUGUAUCAUAGUAGUACAUAAUAUAGUAUGUAUCGUAUAGAGCUAGUAGAAAUUUCAACACUAGAUAAUAGGGAUUAGAAAUCUUAUGAAUAGCAAUUUUAGCAAAACCUCUAUGAACCAACGAUUUUAUUAAUACACACGCAUUUAAUUUAAUCAAAUUAAGCAUAGCAUCAAUAUUUGUUACUUGUUUGUA
This is a messenger RNA of Maniola jurtina (meadow brown), 2432 nucleotides long. Its product is annotated as basic salivary proline-rich protein 1-like. The coding region runs from base 186 to 1211 and encodes 341 amino acids. The transcript has 9 exons. The record is from RefSeq and is a predicted model, not a curated record. Lineage: Eukaryota; Metazoa; Arthropoda; Insecta; Lepidoptera; Nymphalidae.